UCCGGUUCCGGUUAGGACCAGGAGCCGGGUCGAGAUGGAGGAAGAUGUACACCGAAGCUGGCAGUGGCCGGGCGCCGCGAACAGACUGGGAGCUGCGGCCUAGCGGUCUGGGCGUGCAGUUCGCCUCGGACGCGGCGGGACCGCCCUGAUCGGAGAAGGACUUCGGGCACAAUGGAAGACAAACGCAACAUCCAGAUCAUUGAGUGGGAACACCUGGACAAGAAGAAGUUCUACGUGUUUGGCGUGGCCAUGACAAUGAUGAUCCGGGUCAGCGUCUACCCGUUCACCCUCAUCCGCACUCGGCUGCAGGUUCAGAAAGGCAAGAGCCUCUACCACGGGACCUUUGACGCCUUCAUUAAGAUCCUGCGAGCAGAUGGCGUGACUGGCCUCUACCGGGGGUUCCUGGUCAACACCUUCACCCUCAUCUCGGGCCAGUGCUACGUCACCACGUACGAGCUCACCCGGAAGUUUGUAUCUGACUACAGCCAGAGCAACACUGUCAAAUCCCUUGUGGCCGGCGGCUCGGCCUCUCUUGUAGCCCAGAGCAUCACAGUGCCCAUUGACGUGGUCUCCCAGCACCUGAUGAUGCAGCGCAAGGGUGAGAAAGUGGGCCGCUUCCAAGUGCGAGGGAACCCGGAGGGACAAGGGGUAAUUGCCUUUGGCCAAACCAAGGACAUCAUCAAGCAGAUCCUGCGGGUUGAUGGGCUUCGAGGCUUCUACCGAGGCUAUGUGGCUUCACUGCUCACCUACAUCCCAAACAGCGCUGUCUGGUGGCCCUUCUAUCACUUCUACGCAGAGCAGCUCUCGUCGCUCUGUCCUAAGGAGUGCCCUCACAUUGUGUUUCAAGCCAUCUCAGGGCCCCUGGCUGCAGCUACCGCCUCCAUCCUCACCAACCCCAUGGACGUCAUCCGAACCCGAGUGCAGGUUGAGGGCAAGAGCUCCAUUAUCCUGACCUUCAGACAGCUGAUGGCGGAAGAGGGGCCUUGGGGCCUCAUGAAGGGGCUCUCGGCCAGAAUCAUCUCAGCCACGCCCUCUACCAUUGUCAUUGUGGUAGGCUAUGAGAGCCUCAAGAAACUGAGCCUCCGACCCGAGCUGGUGGACUCGAGACACUGGUAACCCGUGCGGGAGAGAAGCCUGCCGUUUCCCACGCUGCUCUGGGAAGGGGACAGAGCAGGGAGGAGAGCACCCUCUCUGAGCGCCCCUACCACAUGCCUAGCCCUGCCCUGGGCCAGGUGCCCUCUAGGGGGCAGGAACGGACACUUUGAACUGCUCUUGCUGAAGAGGCUCCACACCGGCAUCUCCUGCCCCAUUAGCUAGUUUUCUUCCCAAACUGGCUCCCUCACUCAGUCCCUGUCCUCAGUCCUGCCCUGAGGAAACCCACCCUCCGCACCAGUCCCACUCUAUCCCUCCCGUUACCCCUGCUUUUAGCUUCCCUUUCCAUCCGGGUCCCUGAGAUCCCGGUAAGAGCUGUACAUUGAGCUUGCUAACUGCCACUUUUUCUUCCACUUGGGCCGUCAGCCCAGAUUCCAAGCAGUUGCCGCCUUUUCCUGCUUCGUCGCUUAGGCUUGUUUUUAUUUUGGGACUGAUUUGCCCACCAGACUACUCUGCUUUUUCCUGCCGCUGGGGCAAGGUGCCAGGCACGUUUGCACAGGGAGGAGUAACAGCGAAAGCUUCAGAGUGCUCAUCCUCUUUGGAGUUAUUAGAUUGGGAGAAAUGUUAAUACUUUAUUUUGUGUGUUUAUAUUGUUUUAACAUCCGUGAACCAGGUGACUGUCUUUGUCCUACUAAAGCACCUAUCCAAUCCUGCAGUCGGAGCCCUCCCUUUCCUCAGAAAAAUAUAAUGUAGCUUUUCCUUCAA
Molecule: messenger RNA, 1857 nt
Organism: Pipistrellus kuhlii (Kuhl's pipistrelle)
Lineage: Eukaryota; Metazoa; Chordata; Mammalia; Chiroptera; Vespertilionidae
Gene: SLC25A44
Product: solute carrier family 25 member 44
Exons: 4
Coding region: 172-1116 (314 amino acids)
Biological process (GO): branched-chain amino acid catabolic process; transmembrane transport
Cellular component (GO): mitochondrion
Molecular function (GO): branched-chain amino acid transmembrane transporter activity
Source: RefSeq, a predicted model, not a curated record